AUGCCUCAGGCUCGCAGCCUUCGUACCAGAGGUACUAUGAAUGAGAACGAUGAGAACGGGCCGUCCGCACGCGUGACACGGGCAAAGACAGCUGCCCUCACCACCGAUAUCUCUGUCGAGGGAGCGAAGAAGGCCUUGCAGACCAAGAAGACUACAACAACUGCCGCCACCGGACCGACACGUCGUCGGGCUGCUCUGGGUGACGUCAGCAAUGUCAACAAGACUGAAGGUGUUGAGGUAAAGGAUGGGAAGAAGCCAGCUGCCAAGGGCCUAGCCUCGAAGACAACUGUCCAAACUGGCGGUGUCCAGAAGCUCAGCCGUAGCAACACAUCUCGAACUGCCGCCCUUCGCCGUCGCGACCCGAACCCCAAGAACGUUCCCGUCACUGGACCGCAAAAGCGCCCCAACCCCAAGCCCGCUCAGGAGGAGACUUCGCAACCGGAGGGACCUCCUCGCAAGAAGCCCGAGAUUGAGCAGAAGCCCGAGGAGGUCGUGGAAACGAAGAAGCCCGAGCCUGAGGCUUCUGUCAAGGAUCUCAUCAACGCCGGUGUGCAGGAUCUUGAUACGGAGGACCUGGAUGACCCGUUGAUGGCUGCUGAAUAUGUAGUUGAGAUCUUCGAUUAUCUUAGGGACCUCGAGCUCACCACCCUGCCCAACCCUGAUUACAUCGACCACCAACCAGAUCUUGAAUGGAAGAUGCGCGGUAUUCUUGUCGACUGGCUGAUCGAGGUUCACACCCGCUUCCGUCUCCUUCCUGAGACCCUGUUCCUCGCUGUCAACAUUAUCGAUCGCUUCCUAUCUGCCGAGGUUGUUGCUCUUGACCGUCUGCAGCUCGUCGGUGUCACCGCCAUGUUCAUUGCCUCCAAGUAUGAGGAAGUUCUCUCUCCUCACGUUGCCAACUUCAGCCAUGUCGCCGAUGAGACUUUCUCGGAUAAGGAAAUCCUCGAUGCCGAACGACACGUGCUUGCCACCCUUGAAUAUAACAUGAGCUUCCCCAACCCCAUGAACUUCCUGCGACGUAUCUCCAAGGCCGACAACUACGACAUUCAGACACGUACUCUGGGCAAGUACCUCAUGGAGAUCAGCCUCCUUGACCAUCGUUUCAUGGGAUUCCCUCAAAGCCACAUCUCCGCCGCAGCCAUGUACCUUGCCCGUCUCAUCUUGGAGCGUGGACCCUGGGAUGCCACCCUUGCUCACUACUCCGGAUAUACCGAGGAGGAGAUCGACCCUGUCUUCCAGCUGAUGGUUGACUACCUCCACCGCCCUGUCUCCCACGAAGCCUUCUUCAAGAAAUAUGCUAGCAAGAAGUUCCUGAAGGCUUCCAUCUUGACGCGUCAAUGGGCCAAGAAGUAUCACCACCUGUACGUCGACAAUUCCGAAUCGUACAGCUACGCCAAGGACGAGCAGUAA
Messenger RNA from Penicillium canescens, 1410 nucleotides. Its product is annotated as B-type cyclin nimE. The transcript has 4 exons. The coding region runs from base 1 to 1410 and encodes 469 amino acids. The record is from RefSeq and is a predicted model, not a curated record. Gene Ontology annotation, biological process: regulation of cyclin-dependent protein serine/threonine kinase activity; G2/M transition of mitotic cell cycle. NCBI's taxonomy places the organism in Eukaryota, Fungi, Ascomycota, Eurotiomycetes, Eurotiales, Aspergillaceae. Gene Ontology annotation, molecular function: cyclin-dependent protein serine/threonine kinase regulator activity. Gene Ontology annotation, cellular component: cytoplasm; nucleus; centrosome.